GCUCCAUAGUCUUUACCUCAAGCAGCUUGUCAAAAUGAUACAAAGACUGACAAUUAAGCGUCUGCUGAUUUUCACUGCAAAAUGGCGAUGCUGGCCGAGCCACGACGAAAACAAAAGUUUUCGGUGGAUCCCCGUAACAUUUCUUGGAGCAAUGAUGACGGAAAAAUUGGCCAAAAAUUGAUGGAAAAAAUGGGUUGGUCCAAAGGGAAAGGCUUAGGGGCCAAUGAAGAUGGUAAAACAGAGCAUGUUGCUGUUAAUGUAAAGAAUGACACCAGAGGUGUUGGAUGCUCCAAGAAUCAUGCUGACAACUGGAUCGCUCACCAGGAUGAUUUUAACAGUCUUCUGGCAUCUCUAAACCAGGAGAACAACUCAACCCCAAAUAGUGAUGUUGAAAAGGUGAUCAGUUUGGAACACAAGUCAAAAACAGCUAAAGGGAGACUGCAUUAUCAGAAGUUUACAAAAGGCAAAGAUCUUUCCUUGAAGUCUGGUCAGGACCUUGAUUGUGUAUUUGGCAAGAGGAAAUCACAUUCAGGAAGCAAUACUCCUCUACCAGGCUCAGAGUCGGGAUCUGAGGAUGAUGAUAAAUUGCACGGAAUUCAAACCGUUACCAGCACUGAUAGCAUACAAGACUACUUCAAGAAGAAGAUGGCAGAUAGAAAGAACCGCCUCGAGAAUGAAAGUAAAUCAGCUGUACCUGGUAAUCAGAAUAACAUAUCUGAUAAUGACUUUGAGGAAAAUGCACAUGGUUUAGUUUGCAUCAAACAGGAACAGGAAACAGUUGAUAUUUUCAAAACAAAAAUGUCUAAGAAAAAGAAGUCUAAGAAGUCAAAAGAUUGUUUGAUGAAUUCUAAUCUAAAUGAGGCAGUCAUUGAAACAAUAGUCGAUGGUGAAUCAGAACCUUCUACUGAACCAGUUAAAAAACCCAAAAAGAAAACAAAGCGUAAAAAAGAAGAAAUAAAGAACGAGAUAACAGACAUAUCUUGUGACAAUGUUAAAGAGGAAUUUGAUGCUAGUGCUGAAGGAAAAGUUAAAAAGAAAUCAAAGAAACGAAAAAAGGAGAAGUGUAAAAAAAGUGAUGGCAGUGAUGUAAAGUUUGUCAUUGGAUGUGAGGUGGAUGAUGAUGGUGAUCAACCAAUUAAAAAGAAGCAUACAAUGGAAACAAAUGGUGAAUCAUCGCUUCUUGUUCAAACUGAUGAGGACCGCCAGGAAAAUAAUAAAGAAGCAUCUGAGAUUUUCAAUAUUGAGAGCGGAGAAGAUUUGAGUUCUGGAAAAUGUGAUACAAAUACUCAAAAAUCAUAUGUGAAUACUCCAGCAUCUGAUGGAAAAAAUAGUACAAAAAACAGGCGUAAGCCAAAAAGGCAGAGAUUUAAGAGACCUUUGUCAGGCAAAAAGUGUAAUAUUGGAUUCCCGGGAGCAAAUCUAGACAGUAUUCAUGGUUAUGUUGGCUUUUUAUGCCCCCUACCGGGAUCAAUGUCAUCCUUCAAGGUCAAAGGUUAAAAAAAAAAUUCUCAGGGAAGUAACAAGCAUUAAAGGGAGAUAAUUUAUAUUUAUCAUUUGGCAGAAACAGAUAAUUUUUACAAGGGAAGUAAUAUUUUUUAUUAUAUCCCUUUAAAAAAUAUUACUUCCCUUGUAAAAAGUAUCUGUACCUGCCAAAUGAUAAAAAAAAUCAAAGCGGGACAUUGUGUUUCUGACAAACACAUUUUUUCUUAUAAGUUGUGAAGCUAAUUAAAGGGACCUUUUCACAUUUGGUAAAUUGACAAAAUAAAACAAAAAUGUUGCAGAUUUGCAAAUUUUCGUUGUAGUUGUGAUAUUUGUGAGGAAACAGUAAUACUGAACAUUUACCAUGUUAAAAAUAUCCAUAAUAUGUAUCUUUUGACGAUUUAAAAACCUAAAAAUUAGAAAGCGCUGCAACGCAAAACGAUUGAAUAAUUUGGAGAGUUCUGUUGUCGUUACAUUUUAUGACACUACGAGGAUUGCUUAUAUAAAGUAUAAAAUACAUCACUCAUUGUAUGAGCACGGAUGGCAGAGUUGUGUAAGCAUUAGACUUUUACUCCAGGGGUCAGUGGUUUCGAGCCCAGUGGAGGGUUACUUUUUGUUUUUCUUUAAUUUUAUUAUUGUUUUUACUGGAGAUAUUUAGAUAGAAUGUUAACAUAUAUCAAUAUAAAGCAUGACAAACUUCAAUUUAUGCCAAACUCUGUGAAAAGAUCCCUUUAAAGAAUUAAUGUUUAAGAUUUAACAUAGGUAAUACAAAUAAAAUAUUGACGAUGGAAUCUAAUGAAUUAUUUUGUUAUUUCUAAUGUAUUGGUUGGCAUUGAUUUUUAAGAUAUUUCUAACAAAUUUUGAUUUUAUCAAACCCGUCUAAUGUACAAUUUCCCCUUUUCCCUUUAUUAUUCUAUUUACAUCAUUCUGUGGUGUAUCUCUUACUGGCUUUUUGACAUGUGAAGUUCCGCUGUGCAAAGCCAGUUGUUUACCCAUGAAAACACAUACCAAUUAGGCUUGCUCUUAAUAUCUCUUAAUUUCUAAAUCUACAGACCGACAAUUUAGAUGUAGAUGCUCAUUUUAUUAUGUAUAGACGUAUAGUAUUAGAAAUUUCAUGUACUUGUAAUUUUCAUUGUAUUUGCUCUUUUACAGCUUAUUGUUUGUUUUUAUGCCCCCGAAAGAGGGCACAUAGUGAUCGCACUGUCCGUCUGUUUGUCUGUCACUCUUUGCGUUUAGGUUUCGAAAAAUUCUCAUAACUUCUAUGUCCCUUCAGAAGUUCAGAUGUAACAUUCAUGUUUGGUAUGCAUGUGUAUAUGGACAAGGCCUUUUCAUACGCACACAAAUUCUGACCCCUUUGACCUUGAACUUAGGGUCCACAUUUAGGUUUAAAAAAAUGGCUUGAGGUUUCGAAAAAUGCUAAUAAUUUCUUUCAAAGCGUUUAUGGGGGGGGGGGGGGGCAUAUGUCAUCCUAUGGAGACAGCUCUUGUUGCCUCUAGGACUUCUUAGCACAAGAAACCUCAACAAAUAUGUCCCUUGUUGAUCAUGUUACAGUAUUUUUGUUAGAUGUAUUCUAUGCAAAGCUAUGGUAUAUAUAGUAAUGAUGACUUGUACAUGUUUUAAUUUAAUAGAAACUUUGCAGUGAGAUAGUUGUUAUUUUCAUCUAUGUAAAUCUGAAUAUUAAAGGUUGCUUAUUUUCUUAGUUUUGAAUUGAAGAAAAACUGCUGAGUAACAUAUGAAUACUGGUCUUAACCCUUUGCAUGCUGGGAAAUUUGUCGUCUGCUAAAAUGUUGUCUGCUAAAUUUCUAAAAUUAGCAUUUUCUUCGAUUUUUUUCAAAAAAUACUAUCAGAAUAGCAAACGGUUUGGAUCCUGAUGAGAAGCCACGUUCUGUGGCGUCUCAUCUGGAUCCAAACUGUUUGCACAGGACUUCAAAAUUCGGUUCCCGCAAUGAAAGAGUUAAUACCUGUCGUCACAAUUCAUGUAGCAUGUUCUUGUCAAAAUACCUAUACAAUGUAUUUAAAUUAAUAUACUUGUUGCAUAUUAAUAUAUUAUUGUUGCAUUAUAUUUAUUACACUUGUUCUCAUGCACCGAAAUUGAUGCAUUUGAAAGUUUUGGAAUUGCAGUUGCAAAUGUAUAUUUCUCAUGAGCAAACCUGUCCAAAUUGUAUUGUAGAAAGUUGCCAACAUAUCGUCGCUGUCGUUCUUAAACCUUGUAGCUCCAAAAAUUAAAAAAAAAUCAUCUUUUUCGAAUAUAUGAAGUCUGGCGCAUGUUUUGGGCAAUAUCUCGUAGCUCUACCCCAAUCAGAGCCCUUGAAAAAGCCACAUGACAAAAUGUUGAAGCUUGAUUGUUGGCUUUUUUGUCAGGAGAAAAGUCGUUGCAAUUAUUGGUACAUCAUUUUAUCUAUAGGAUAGGUACGUCAUUUUGUUUGGACAAAUUUUACAAAAACGUUUUUAUAUUUGCAGCUACGAGGUCUCCUAUCAGGAUGAAUUGUUGUACCUCAUAAAAAUGACAAAACUGUGGUGACGAAAUAUUGAAGCUACCAUUUCUGAAUAUCAGUAUGACUUAACAGUAUGACUUACGCGUCUACGGCUUAUACUGUAUUUUGCAGCUUCAUUUGUUUGGUAUUUUUACAGAAUUUCACUUUGUUAAACAUCGUUAUAAAACAAUGCGACGUUUUUUUUCUCCUGACAAGUUGGCAUUUUGAAGGUGUGAGGUUUGAGAACGACAGCGACGAUAUGUGAAGAUCAUUGUAAGCUAUACUGACAAUGUAAUGUAGCUUUCGUUCAAUCAAGCUGUAUUAUAACCUGUGAAGUAUAUAUGUCAAUAGAAUCGCAAUGACCUUGUACUUAGGAAGAUGGCAACUUCAUAGGGUAAAAUUAGUGCAAAACUCAACUCUCACAUGAACAUCAAGCACUUGAGUACAAACUCCAUCAAUGUAUUGACUAUGUGUUGCAAUCUCCACUAGAAAGGUAAGAUCUCUGAUCAUGAUAAACACGUAGCUCAGUUGGUAGAGCUCUGAACUUCCAACCAGAAGAUCGAGGGUUGGAUUCCCCUGCCCAGCCACACCACCACUGUAGACAUUGGUCAUGAACCUGCCCAGCCACACAACCACUGUAGACAUUGGUCAUGAGCCUGCCCAGCCACACCACCAGUGUAGACAUUGGUCAUGAUAGGCUUUCUACUUCCACUCCCCUCUUCUUGAUAAAACAAGUUUGGCAGUUGUCAGUCACUGGCAAUAGAUUUUGCACUAGGCAAAUCAGCAAACCCAGUAAGUGCAAGUAGGUUAUCAAACGACUUAUAUGACAAAAACUGUAAUAAAUUUGCUAAAAACC
Messenger RNA from Dreissena polymorpha, 4809 nucleotides. Its product is annotated as PIN2/TERF1-interacting telomerase inhibitor 1-like. Gene Ontology annotation, biological process: regulation of ribosome biogenesis. The transcript has 6 exons. Gene Ontology annotation, molecular function: nucleic acid binding; telomerase inhibitor activity. Gene Ontology annotation, cellular component: nucleolus. The record is from RefSeq and is a predicted model, not a curated record. Bases 82 to 1497 code for a protein of 471 amino acids. Lineage: Eukaryota; Metazoa; Mollusca; Bivalvia; Myida; Dreissenidae.